AUGGAUUUUCCUAAUCUGCUGAGCACCAUCUCUUCUGUUAGAAUCCCUGACUUCAAUGUUGAAGAUUCUCUAGUUUGGAAAAGCUCUUCUAAUGGGGAUCUUAGUUUCAAGGCUGCCUACAACACCAUUAUUAAACCUUCUCCUUCCAAAUUCUGGUCCAACUUCCCUUGGGAUAAGGAUUCCCCCUCCCCCUCUCAUUCAAUGGUUGUUUGGAGAUUCAUUCACCAUAAAAUUCCUACUGAUGACAAUUAUACCAUUCGAGGUUUCUCUCUUCCUUCUAUGUGUUCUCUCUGUCACUCCUCUUCCAAAUCGAUGGAACACCUUUUCUUUAGUUGCACUUUUGCAUCCAAUUUGUGGAACUGGAUCAAAUCUAAAUGUGAGAUCAACUUAAAAAUCCUCUGCUACAAUGAUUGCUUGAAGCUGCUUGAUAAGUCCUGGUCUGCCCAAGCUCUUGCUGUCAUCAAAACUAGCAUGGUUGGAAUUUUCUAUGAAAUUUGGAGUUCUAGAAACAAGGCUAGACAGGAGAACAUUAAAAUUCAUCGGAAUUCUUGUAUUGCUUUUGUUGCUGCCCAGGCUAAGUUGGCUGGCAACUUCUUCUGCAGGAAAUCAAAUUCGACCAUCUCUAAUUUUGCCAUGUUAAAGAGAUUUGAUGUUAACUUGAAUCCUUCUAAGACUUCUAGUUAUGUUGAUGUUCUUUGGUCUCCUCCUUUACAAGGUUGGAUUAAGUGCAAUGUUGAUGGAGUGGCUAGGGGCUCUCCUUGGAAAUUGGCUUGUGAAGGUAUCUUUAGGGAUUGUCAAGCUAAUCAUGUUCUCAGCUUUAGUGUUUUCCUUGACUGUGAACCUCCUGCAAAUGCAGAGUUGUAG
Messenger RNA from Vicia villosa (hairy vetch), 864 nucleotides. RefSeq lists its product as uncharacterized. The coding region runs from base 1 to 864 and encodes 287 amino acids. The transcript has a single exon. The record is from RefSeq and is a predicted model, not a curated record. Lineage: Eukaryota; Viridiplantae; Streptophyta; Magnoliopsida; Fabales; Fabaceae.